GGCAAGGCAGAAUAAAAUAGAGGGUUGGAGAGGCUGAUGGCGUGGCUCUGCUUUUGGAGCGGGGCACCCAACUGUCAUCGCUGCUGCCGCUCCUUCUGGAGUGGCCGCUGUGCUCCCUCCUCCCUAGGGCUCAUGGUGAGCUGCUCCAGCGGAAGGCGGGGCCGAGAGGCGCCGAGUGUUGCGGGAGCCUCCGCGUCCCCUUCCAGCUGACAGGUGGCCGUGCAGCCUAGGGCUCGUCUCUCCACUGUGUCCUCCUGACGCUGAGCUCCGGGGCGAUGGUGGACGUGCUGGGAGGGCGGCGCCUGGUGACCCGCGAGGGCACGGUGGUGGAGGCCGAGGCGGCGCUGCAGAACAAGGUGGUAGCUCUGUACUUUGCGGCAGGCCGGUGCGCGCCCAGUCGCGACUUCACGCCGCUGCUCUGCGACUUCUACACGGAGCUGGUGAGCGAGGCGCGGCGGCCCGCACCCUUCGAGGUGGUUUUCGUGUCGGCGGACGGCAGCGCGGAAGAGAUGCUGGACUUCAUGCGCGAGCUGCACGGCUCCUGGCUGGCACUGCCCUUCCACGACCCCUACCGGCAUGAACUGAAGAAGAGGUAUGACAUCACAGUCAUCCCCAAGCUGGUGGUCAUCAAGCAGAACGGAGCUGUCAUCACCAACAAAGGGCGGAAGCAGAUCCGGGAGCGCGGGCUGGCUUGCUUUCAGAACUGGGUGGAAGCAGCUGAUGUUUUCCAAAACUUCUCAGGGUGAAUCCGGAGGGACCAGGGCAGGUGCUGGGAAUGCAGGGCAACCUGCCUCCCAAGAGGGCUUCUUACCUGGCUCUCUUAACUGGUUCAUCUCUGGGAAAGACGUCAUUGUAGAGUCACCACGCUGUGACAGAGAGAAGAAUCUGCUGAGGAGAGAACUAUGCCCACCAGCCCACCCUCUGUGGUUCUGAGAGCUCCUUGGGAGGGAACGUUUAUUUCUUACAGCUUUCUCCACUGGUGCUGAGCUAUCAGAGAUCUAUGAAAGAUGCUCUUUCCAUCUUUGGUAAAUUGACCUAUGAGGUGAUGACCUAUCACAUUUUAGUGAUGCUUUGGUAAACAUUUAUUACUCAAGUUUAUAGACCAUUUAACUUAAUAAACCAAGACUCACACUUUGAGCAGCUC
Apodemus sylvaticus (European woodmouse) is the source of this 1144-nucleotide messenger RNA. It is a transcript of the gene Nxnl2, whose product is annotated as nucleoredoxin like 2. The coding region runs from base 276 to 746 and encodes 156 amino acids. Gene Ontology annotation, biological process: sensory perception; photoreceptor cell maintenance. The record is from RefSeq and is a predicted model, not a curated record. The transcript is spliced from 2 exons. Lineage: Eukaryota; Metazoa; Chordata; Mammalia; Rodentia; Muridae.